Molecule: messenger RNA, 783 nt
Organism: Acanthosepion pharaonis
Lineage: Eukaryota; Metazoa; Mollusca; Cephalopoda; Sepiida; Sepiidae
Source: the annotation of a GenBank genome assembly
AUGUUUUUUUUUUUCUCUUUCUCUCUCUUGUCAUUCAUUCCUUAUUUUAUACGUUUUUAUCCGAAUUUCAUUUUCUCUUUUAAUUUUCUUUCUUUUUUUUCGUUCUUAGAAUUUUUAUUCUCUUUAUUUAUCUUCGGUAUUCGCUUUUCUAAUCUCUUCUUAUUCUUUCUUUUAUUUUUUGUCUUUCUUUCAUUCUUUCUUUCUUUUCUUUUUCUUUCCUUGUUUAUCGUUGUGACUCUUUCUUUCUUUCUUUCUUUCUUUCUUUCUUUCUUUAGCGUCGUUACUAUUUCUUUCUUUUGCUUUGUUAAUCUUUCUUUCGUUCUUUCUUUCUUUAGCGUUGUUACUCUUUCUUUCUCUAUCAUUGUUACUCUUUCUUUUUUAGCCUUGUUACUCUUUCUUUUUCGUUCUUUCUUUUUGUUUUCUCUUUCUUUUUUUCUUUAUCAUUGUAACUCUUUCUUCCUUUCCCUAGCGUUGUUAUUCUUUCUUUCUUUAGCGUUGUUAUUUUUUCUUUCUUCCUUUAUGUUUUUCUUUCCUUCCUUUCUUCCAUUUUUAUUUUCCAUUCUUUUUUUUCCUCUUUUUUUCCCUCCUCCUUCUUCUUUUGCCACUUAUUUAUUCUUCUUCCUCUCUUUGGACAUAGUGCUAUUUUCUUUUAUUAUAGAAACACCGCUAUCUAUUCUUUUUUGUCUUCUUUCUUUCUUUGAUUCUUUUUCGUUCUGUCUUUCUUUAUUUCUUUCUGAAAAUUGUUGUUUUAUUUUCGGGUUAUCUGUCCGGCUUUUGUCAUGA